This is a messenger RNA of Fusarium odoratissimum NRRL 54006, 778 nucleotides long. RefSeq lists its product as uncharacterized. The coding region runs from base 110 to 778 and encodes 222 amino acids. The record is from RefSeq and is a predicted model, not a curated record. The transcript has a single exon. NCBI's taxonomy places the organism in Eukaryota, Fungi, Ascomycota, Sordariomycetes, Hypocreales, Nectriaceae.
CCCAUCUGAAAAACCGUCGAGAUUACUUUUCAAGUCCCAAUAGCCCAACUAUCAGCAAUCCUACCGUAUCAAUAAAUUUCACUCCAGAUAACAAGCGGCUCAACCGAAAAUGUCAAACCCAGAAGUUAGCAAACAGCAAGCCCUGAGGGCUCUUGAGACGACAAUUUUCGUGCUUGGUCAGGCGAUAGAAUCAUGCUGCAUAGCCGAAAGUGCUCCGGAUAUCCCCAAAGCCUUCUCUAUAGUGGCAAAGCAUCUUCCAGCUGUCGAGCAGGUUUUCAGCUCAGCCCGAAAUCACUUAAAGUCGAGCAAGGAGGAAACAGAACAGGUGAAAGAGCUAUACCCGGUCGUAAAGCAUGUCUCAGACGAGGGCUGUGGACAAGUACGAUUCAUUGAGAAUCUUUUUGACACAGUUACACAAGAUGGAGAGAAGAUGGAGCGCUAUGCCUCGGCGGUCAAGAAUGGCGAUGGGAAGAAAGUCGAGACGAUAAUGGUAGAGCUUCUCACCAACGCAAGCCUCGUGGCAGUCGAGCCUCUCGUGAGCCAAGACGAUAUCAACUCUUUACAAGGAGCUUUGGAAGAAAUGAAGAAAGUCCCUCCUUCCUUGGAAGAGGAUCGGAGUGCAGGGGUAGUAUUGAAUAACAGUGGAUCGGGCAACCAAUUUUAUCACGGUGGAAGGGGGAAUCAGAAUCAUUGCUCUGGUGGAUUUCAGGUGAACGGGGACAACCAGAAUGCCAAGUAUACGUACACGGAAAAGUCGAAGGCAGACGAUGAGUCAUGA